CUAAUGGAUUUGGUUACUAGAGAAAACAUAGAUGAGCUACUCAAAGCUCAGUCUCAUAUAUGGACUCAUUCUCUGCAAUUCAUAAAGUCCAUGUCUCUAAAAUGUGCAGUUGAACUAGGCAUACCUGAUGCUAUUAGCAACCACCAUGGCCAACCCAUGCCUCUUUCUGACCUAGUUUCUGCUUUACAGGUUAACCCUGCUAAAACUCACCAUCUUCACCGUCUAAUGCGAAUUCUUGUUCAUUCUGGUUUCUUUUCUUUAAAAGAAGAUGGCUAUUUACUUACUGCAUCCUCUCGUCUUCUUCUAAAAGACACUCCUUUAAAUUCAAGACCUUUUAUAUCUCUUGUUCUUGAUCCUAUUCUAACAGAACCGUAUAAUUGCAUGAGCAAAUGGCUUAAAGAUGAUCAUGAUCAAACACCGUUCGUAACUGCAUUUGGAGAGUCGCUAUGGGAACAUGCAGGGCAUGAAAUUAGGGUUAAUAACUUGUUUAAUGAAGCAAUGGCUAGUGAUAGCUUUUUAAUUAGUGAGGCGGUGAUAGUCAAGUGUAAGGAGGUAUUUGAAGGGUUGGAUUCUUUGGUUGAUGUUGCAGGUGGAACUGGAAAUAUGGCCAAGGCUAUCGCUAAUACUUUUCCAAAUUUGAAGUGUACUGUUUUGGAUCUUCCCCAUGUUGUUGCUGGUUUACAGAAGUGUACUGUUUUGGAUCUUCCCCAUGUUGUUGCUGGUUUACAGGGCAUUAAGAAUUUGAAUUUUCUUGCUGGGGACAUGUUUGAGGCUGUUCCUCCUGCUGAUGCAGUUUUGCUCAAGAGGUAUCCUAAUCUACUGGAUUAA
Jatropha curcas is the source of this 828-nucleotide messenger RNA. The record is from RefSeq and is a predicted model, not a curated record. NCBI's taxonomy places the organism in Eukaryota, Viridiplantae, Streptophyta, Magnoliopsida, Malpighiales, Euphorbiaceae.